GAAGUAAUGAAGCCUUUAAUUGAUGAACAAAAUUCAGAUGGCAUCUCAGAUGAGGAGCACGAAAAUAAUUUCCUGGCAGUUGAGAAGCAUUACCAGCUCGAUAAUGAAGAAGGCAUUACCUUUAUUCAAACACUUACACACCUCCUCAAGGGAAACAUUGGAACUGGGCUUCUUAGUCUUCCACUUGCAAUAAAAAAUGCUGGCAUUGUGGUUGGACCGAUCAGCCUUGUGUUCAUAGGAGUUAUAUCUGUUCAUUGUAUGCACAUCUUGGUACGUUGCAGCCACUGUCUAUGUCAGAGGAUGAAAAAAUCCUCACUAGGGUACAGUGAUACAGUUAGUUACGCCAUGGAAGUGGGGCCCCUGACUGCUCUUCAGAAACGAGCUUCUUGGGGACGGUAUAUUGUAGACUUUUUCCUAGUAAUAACACAGCUGGGAUUUUGUAGUGUUUAUGUUGUGUUCUUGGCAGAAAAUGUGAAACAAGUAAGUAAUGUUACUGUAUAGAAAGUUAUGGUUUUAGAUUCAUUUUUCCUCACUUUUAUUUCCU
This is a messenger RNA of Pterocles gutturalis (yellow-throated sandgrouse), 544 nucleotides long. Its product is annotated as proton-coupled amino acid transporter 4-like. The coding region runs from base 7 to 501 and encodes 164 amino acids. Gene Ontology annotation, molecular function: L-proline transmembrane transporter activity; L-alanine transmembrane transporter activity. The record is from RefSeq and is a predicted model, not a curated record. Gene Ontology annotation, cellular component: vacuolar membrane. Gene Ontology annotation, biological process: amino acid transmembrane transport; L-alanine transport. NCBI's taxonomy places the organism in Eukaryota, Metazoa, Chordata, Aves, Pterocliformes, Pteroclidae. The transcript has 5 exons.